Molecule: messenger RNA, 1041 nt
Organism: Scheffersomyces stipitis CBS 6054
Lineage: Eukaryota; Fungi; Ascomycota; Pichiomycetes; Serinales; Debaryomycetaceae
Exons: 1
Coding region: 1-1041 (346 amino acids)
Source: RefSeq, a predicted model, not a curated record
AUGGUGGUGAUUCACAACUUGUAUACCUGCAACGAACCAUCUUCAUCCACAACCACCCAGCACGGUCACAUUCCUAUAUUACGUAACGCCGUGUCGCUGCCAGAUAUAAGAAGCAGAGCAAAGAAGAAGUCCUCGCCGUUGAAAAAAGAAAUCAGCAACUCGAAGCUGUCAAAAAAGGUUGGAUUCUUCAAGAAAAUCUCCAUUGAGUGGAACCUACUUUUGUUUAAACUCAGGUCGAUUCUGGAAGAAGUGUUCAACACUGACGAACUUGUUGACGAUCUCUUUGUAGACGUAGAAAACGACGACACUUUAGAUAGACUCAUUAAGUCCAACAAGGGAUACAACUCAGCUAGCGAAGCUUUCCUUGAAGGAUAUAAAAAGUACAAGAGCUUGGACCGCAUGGCCGCUAUCCACUUGAAGAACGAAGAAGUCAAGUCUUCCACGACCUUCGUAUCAGAUAGCAAUCACAACAAGAUGAGUUGUACGUUGCAAGAUUUCAUACAGCAAAGUGCAGGCAACAGCAAUGUCAACCUGGAUAUGAACUCUAGAAGUCCACAUCCAGAUAUUCCAAUAGAAUUAGAUGUCGAUAGCGACAGAGAAGAUGGCAUGGAUGAUGAAUCAGAAGAGGAAGGCGAAGGAUAUCUCAACGAAAUCAAUUUCCGUGAUCUUGACCUCUGCAAGUUGAAGCAGGAGUUUGAAAUCCACGCGAAGAACGAAUCGCCUGCUAUGGACAGCGGUUCAUCACGUACAACUUUGCAUAUGAACCUUCAAAUAGACAACAUUGGUACUUCACUCUGGGAAUACCGCCGUUCCAAAUGGCUUGCAAAUGACGAUCCCCAAAAGGUUGAGAAGCGUCUUCGCAAGCUGUCCAUCAGCCACAUACCCCGUGACUUGUAUGUUAAGAUAUACAACAACUUGGUAGAUAAGGGUCGUCUUCUCAAGAACGAGAAACGCAUCAAUCUCGAGGACUUGGUCAAAAUCAUCAACGCCGGUUGGAUUGCGGAGGAGAAAUGGGAGAGAGCAGCAAGAGGCUUGCCAUGA